Messenger RNA from Dermacentor andersoni, 3094 nucleotides. RefSeq lists its product as uncharacterized. The record is from RefSeq and is a predicted model, not a curated record. Lineage: Eukaryota; Metazoa; Arthropoda; Arachnida; Ixodida; Ixodidae. Gene Ontology annotation, biological process: activation of innate immune response. Gene Ontology annotation, molecular function: RNA binding; zinc ion binding; double-stranded DNA binding.
CUCCAUGAUCGUGAAAGUUACUGAUUUAAGAUUCCUUCGCCAGAGUGCAAACGUCAUCGUCGUUUUAACCUAGACCACGUGACAUAGCCACGGGUACGUAUGAUUGCGUCACACGUGGUUGCUGAUGACGUCGCAGUCUGUGUUUCUGUCGUUUACGUUCGUCCACUAGGUGUGUAGAAACCAAACGUCAUGUCGUUAGCUCUCAUCGAGCGGCCAGCGCCGAAAUCAUGUCGUUACCGCCAUGCGAUCCUUUCCAACGUGAUCGUCGUCGUACUGCGGUCGUCACAGUCGUACUCUCGCGGCACAGGCGCACACGCACACUGUACUUCGCAUAACGUCCAUUUGCGGAGUGCGUGGGGUCCGCGCAAUCUUUUAAUGUACUUUUUUUGUUAUCAUCAACCAGCCCGACAAGUGAGCAACCUUGCUUAGAAAAAACAACAACAAAAGACGAAAAGUACAAUAAACACGUGAAUGGUUGCAAAAAAAAAGUCCGGAGGUGUGCACAGAAAAAACGAGUCUCCGGCGUGAAGCGCGCGAGAGAAAAAGAAAGAGCGGUAGAACACAUCAUCCGCUUUAUCAUCGCGGCACGUGACCACGCGUUCAGCCAGGUUCUCGAAGCGUGAUAAUCUAUGGUAGCUUUGUAUUUGUGGUGAAUUGUCGUUUUGGUUGUUUUAAGUGUGUCUCCAUUGGCUACAAUUACGCGUCGAAUCCGCUAACACUGAGCACAACUCAUUAUACGUACGCGCAUUUAAAUUUUUUUUCUCGAUCUUACGUGUCGCCCCAAAAUUUAUAGUCUCACUGGGGUCACCCUGCCACCAGGUUCUGAUGUCACUGGCAAUCGCUGUCGCAUAGCUUUUGAACUCGUACUUCACGAGGUAUAUAUAAACUGACCUUGCGGGCCGCGGUGCAUGUGAAAGCACCGAGCUUCCGAGCAGAACGCACGUUCCACGCAGCACUCGACAGGCAUCGACAAUGAGCGAACCGCGCCAAGAAGCGUCCGGUCCACCACCGGGUUACCGCUUCGUCGUGCCAGAGCGACUACCCAGAGGCGAGGAGAUGAAGAUGUGCCUUUUCCUUCACUGCGACGUGAACGAACAUUACGACAUCCGAGAUUUUCGGCAGCCGCUGGAGGAAAUCGGAGUCCUGGGUCACGUCGCCGCUCUCGGAGUGUUCGUGUACAGCCACUUAUGGCUGCUGAAGCUCAAGACCGACGAGGCCAAGGAAGUUCUAGUGACCGCCGGGAGCCUGCGGGUGAAGGGGAGGCACUGCGCCGUUCUCGGUGCCGACUGCGAAGAGCUGUGGGUCAAGGUCCACUGCGUGCCGUACCACGCGACGAACGAGUCGCUGCGCGCGGAGUUCGAGCGCUUCGCGCACGUGAAGUGCGUGAGUCGCGGCACGUGGUCCCUGGCGGGGUUCGAAGGAGUCGAGUCCACCACCCGGCACGUUCGCAUGUGCCUCAAGCCGGGCGUCACGCGGGAAGAGCUGCCGCACGCGAUGCCUCUGUGCGACACCACCGUCCUCGUCGUCGUCCCAGGGCGGCCUCCGAUGUGCGUCAGGUGCCGUCGGACAGGUCAUUCGCGGCGGCUCUGCCUCACGCCCCUGUGCAACCGGUGCAGGGCGUUUGGUCACGUGAGCCAAGACUGCGUGAUCUCGAGCGCCCGUGCGAGCGCCCAGGCGAACGAAGACGCGCUGCAGUAUCUAGUAGACCAAGACGUGAUGGAGGUGAUCUUGCGCGCGGAACGCGACGGCGAAGUAGGGGCGGAGGCAACCGGGGUUACUAUUCCCGACGCCGCUCGGGUAGCAUCGCGAGCCGUCGAAGAUACGGCUGAGGAUCGCGGCGGGGACCUCGAUGUAUCGGAUGCCACGCUGUCUGACAACGACCGGACUAGUAGCGGCGCGGAAAAAGCCACGUCCCCCUCGGUGAGUGGUAAGGCGCCAUUGACCGUCGGUGACAACGAGCAGAGGGGCACGGAAGACGCCUCGUCCUCGGCCAGCCCCGAGGCGGCGGCAUCGACCCACCAGCCGAAGCGUCGAAUUUCUGAGGAAGAGAAAGAUGAUCUGCAGCUUAAGUACGAAAGGCAACAUCGCUUAAGGCACGGGCAAUCCCCCGGAUCCUUGAGCAAAAUGUCGUCGUCUUUUCGCAGGCCGAAUAUGCCUUACUGAACGUCUGCAGGGCCGUUCGGACAGCCUACUUUGCUGCUAGAAGUUUGAAACGUGUUUACCAUCAAGGAAGAAGGGAGUGCGCGCGAUCGCGGCUGACAUCUACCGGACAAAGCACUACGGAAGGGAAAAAACCUUACUGGACAGCCCUUCGUAGAGCGAAUGCGUGUUACUCGAACCCGGACCAAGAUACACAGCCACUCAUUCAAGAGAGCUGCAUCUUCCUGACAAGGUGGUCUGUUCUCGCCACCGCGAACUGCGGACGUCGCCUCCUCAUUGAUCGUUAUGAAACAUUCCAAGCACCGAGAGUCUAGUGGGUAAGAAGUGGUCAUUUGAUCCGUUUCGCGGCAUUAGCUAGCAACAGGCUGACCACGCACCAGAUGGCGUAGCGAUGUCUCCAUUCUCCCCACGUCAAAGGUGGUCCUCCUGCCAAACAUCCACGCGAUCGUGAUCAUUGCUGCCUUCCGCAAACAAUCCGCGUCUUUUCCAUAGCGACAACUUCACCUACAUGCGCUGCUCAUGUUGCCACUACGCCGGCUCCGUCAACGCUCGCCGCAUUUAGACGCCUCGCUGUUACGCACUUUCUCCUCAGGUUUCAGUAGUACCCCGACAGUCCCGAGAGAUCUCCCGGGACAUCAUGAGGCGUAUUGAAGCGAGUCUUGAAGUAUACAGGAAGACGUCCCUAAGUGUGCAGAAGAACGCGAGACGCCAGCAAAUCUAGAAGCUUCAUAUUACUGUACCCUGUAGAAUGGCCGAUACAAGCCAAAAAUAAUAUAUUUUUUUAAAAUACCCUGGCCUCCACUUGUGUCCGACAGAGAAAAGCGACCCAAAAACUGCCAGAUGUGACAAAGAACUGACAUGACACUUUUUACCUCUAAUUUCUUUUUCGUUACGUGACCGUUCUGGUAAUAAAUAAACGUCCAACUGCAAUAGC